Molecule: messenger RNA, 1107 nt
Organism: Penicillium brasilianum
Lineage: Eukaryota; Fungi; Ascomycota; Eurotiomycetes; Eurotiales; Aspergillaceae
Source: the annotation of a GenBank genome assembly
AUGAAAACCUCAAGAUAUUCUGCAUCUCGACAAAAAUCAUGCUACCAAUGCUCAAUCUCAAAGGCAAAAUGCGAUCGCCAGGCUCCUUGCGCAAGAUGCGCUAAACGAGGCCUCUCGUGUGUCUAUCCCAAAGCACCCUCUGGCUCUGGUGAAUUCUCUAGUAGCCAAGCGCAGGAUGAUAAUGAUUUGACCGAGAGUUCUCUCAACUUUGGGUACCUAGACUUGGUCUGUCCCAUCAAUGUGGAGGACAUUAGCAAUCGCUGGCUCAAUCCCUACAUUCCCGGUCCUGAGCAAACGUUAAAGUCUUACCCCGUCACGGUCACCAAGUAUAUUUGGAGUAUACUGAACUCGUAUGCUGCCAGUGCAACUCGUGGACGCGGUAUACCACCAUUCAUCCACCCGGCGCAAUUGAGCGACCAAAAAGCAAGUUUACCUCUGAAUACUUGCUUGAGUCUAAUCUGCAUGAGCGAGCAUCCCUUGCCCGGGACCGAAAGUGCUGCUGCUCUCAUUCUGCAACGAGAAAUGGAGAGUAUAGCCGCAACUCGGGAAAAGUACGAUGAUAUGGCGCUUCUAGCCGCUUAUCAAGCAUAUCUCGUAUAUGCCCUGGUGUUGUUCUUCCGGCUGAAUCAAGGCUCGAGUGCUUUCUUUCGCCAAGCAAUGAUGACACUACAAGAGCUAGCGUGCUCUACAUCUCGUCGAGGCCUUGUGUGCGCAGCCGAUCGACAUCAUGCGCGUCCUCAAUGGGAAGAGUGGAUUGUCACUGAAUCGAAGAGACGUACACUCUACGUGAUGUAUCUUUUCGAUAGCAUACUCUCCUCACAGGAGAACCUCCCCACAUUUCUGGGUACGGAGUUACGAGGACUUCCCGCUCCGGCAAACAAACUCUUGUGGCAGGCCCAGGGGCGAAAGCAGUGGGAGACGGAGUACAAUGUUUUUCUGACGGAGUGGACGAAGCAAUAUCUGACUAUUGACGAACUUUGGUCCAUGCCACCAGGACUAACUGAUACUGACAUUGCCGAAAGACGAGAUAGAGUCAAUAGAUGGCUUGAAAACAUGGACGAAUUCGGAACAAUGCUCUUUGCAGUUACGAGUUGCACGCAUGGUUGA